GCUGAAAAGAUAUCUACUGCAUCAUCUUCUGAAUUAAUCAAACUUUCUUCCUCUAUAGAGACUUCUAACAUUUCGCGCAAAAACAAGAUCUGAUGGGCCUCAUUGGCCUCCAUUUUGAAUAUUCGCGGGAGAUUCAGAGAAGUGGCAGAGAGGGGCCUGUGAACGAAUGGGACUUGUGACAAAUGGAACGCGCUUUUCCCAAACGGAAAUUCCCAAUAGAAAUUUUCCGAAGAGUUUUGUAAAUGUAAAACGCCCCGAGUCUUGUCUUGAAUUUUCUACUCUUCAAUUUUAAGAACGGACUAUUGAAAUGAGUAAUGAAAUCAAAUUUCCGAUAAAAUGAACUCAUUCAUUCACCCUUGGCGGGAACGCUUGAGCUGUUUUGACUGUAAAUGCCUCAUGUUUUUGUGACCGGCAUAAAUCAAUAAAUCUACGGUAUCUACGUUUUUUAUAUUUAACUGACAAAAAAUUUUCGGCUACAUGUACCAUCACUCAUAUGUACCGGGAUCGAGAGGUUAGCGCGCCCAUGAUCUUUUGAAAAGAUUUAUUUCCUGAAGAACACGCUGUUGUCUUAGACUUACCUUUCUGUCGGCUUCAGACAACUCUCAUUGCAUUGAUGGAUAGUAAAAUGACUUUGGUAAGGGAUCAACUUCGAAUGGGUCAUCCCUACAGUUAUAAACGGAACAGAAAAGAAUUUUAAUACAACUGCAAAAUUCUACCCUUCUAGUAGAGCCGCUUCGAUCUUUCCUGGAUAGAGAAGAGGCUCUGCCAGCAGGGUAGCGAAAUUCAUGAACAACAGCAAAUUUGAUUUCCAUGAGCUUUUAUACUUCACGAUUUUAUAGAAAGGUUUUCGCGAGAUUUCCGCCUUGGAUUCUAUGAAGAAACCAGUUUGUUUUUCAGUGCAGUACUUGCCGCCAUGUUUUGAAUCUCUCAACUUUAUUCUCUUACUGAGUUAUUUCAUAAAAGCGAGGCUCGCCGAGUCUGCAUUCUUGCCCUUGAAAUUUACUCUUGUACAAAUAUUUGUGAAAGGAUUUCGGCUAUAAAGAGAGCUAUAAAAACUUUGCCAAGAUCAGCAAAAACUAUCCGUCAACCCUAGACGAAAUUCAGCUAAAAUUCCGGGUGCUAGACAUGGUCUAAUCAACUUAGGACUCAAAACCCAUUUGUUCUAGAUCAGAGUUUUUAUGGAGUUAAAUAAUUAAUUUUUCGGCCCAAAACUUGCAAGCUGGACUGCUGAAAAUAACUCUCAGACACAAGUCUGAACUCGUUUUCACGCACACAUGCACUGGUGGUAUUUUUAUUACUUCGUAGAAUAUUUUCCAUAUCUGCAUUGUUUACGGAGUUGUCAAUAAGUUGAAACCUGCCCAAAGAGGAAAUAAUUAUAUUUUCCGUGUACACGUGCAUGUACUGUUAAUGAUACCACAGAUGAUGUCAAAACAUUUUCUCUUUUAAAUCGAAUUUUAACUGCUCUGAUUUGAAUUUCAGCCUUUCUUGUGUUAUAUUGCAGGAUUUUUGUCCAUGGAACAUAAUAUUAUUUCUUGAUAGAAGAAGUCGACAAGCGUUGUUUUGAAAUAGCAUACCGUGACUCGCUUCAGACGUACACCCCACACAUAAUGUAAACAACAUUGUCAAUAGUCUGUUACUUUAAUAUUAUUUACCUGCCUAAAGACAACAUCUCUAUGAAGUGCGAAGCUUUCAAGAACUUGAGUACUUUGACAAAAUAUCCUAAGUGUUUUUGGUUUUAAUCCUCCUCUCUGGUUUGUCCUUUGAUCGUCCACGCGAAAAAAAUGCCCAUCGAUUUUAAAUUAACAUUUCAUUGAAUGACGACGCAUUGCAGCUUGUACAGUGCCAAAACAAAUGCAAGACUGGUCUUACUUUAAAUUGUUCACUCAAUUCUCAAUUACAAACAGACCAGCUGUCGUAUUUUCCCGCCAAGUUUUAUUUCCGCUGGAAGCUCGUCCUCGCCGGAGAUACCAUUCAAAUAUGUUCAAAGUGCAGUUUUGGUUUGAAACACGAAGGGAGAAGUCCCAGGGAUUAGUCCCUACGGCAAUUCCCUUACAGCAAGGGACUGACCAAAUUUUGGGUCAGCUGUGAUUAGAUUGGGUAGUCAACACAGUGGGACUUGUCCCAGGGACUUGUUACAGGGAGUAAUUUCGGGGACUUGUCCCUCCCCUCCCCCCCCGUAUGUUCCCUGGUGCAUGCCGACCUUAAAUCCUUAUGAGUACAGCAAAAGAGUGAAAGUGAAGUGAACUGUACAAAAGCGUGGGACAACAUUGUUUCUCACCCUUGAGAGCCGAUUGAAAUUGACAUAACAAAUCAUCCACGGUGUUUCACUUUUCAACAGAUUCAAAUCCCCUUUUUUUUCGGAUCAAAGACAUGACGUGAAUUUGCGAGAGUCACAUCUUCAUUAUUUAUAUUGUAACUUAUUAAGCACAUUUAUAACGAAGGGUCGAGAACACGUUCAAGCUUGUCCAGGCGUAAUGCAUAAUAAGCAGUGUAUACCGGCUGAUGACGUAGUGACGUAACACCUUCAUUUUGGCGCGUUUAUACACAUUCUUAUGCACUUUUAAGUCUAUAAAAACCCGUAUCCAGGGUAAAUUCGACAUAACGAGGAAACUUUUCGACCCAGAGGAGGUUCGAUACCCUUAAACUACGUCAAACGUUUUUCGAUGGAUCCAGGAGCGAGCAAAGCUAGAAAAUGUCUGUUUGGGCGUCCAGACCAUCAACAACUAGAGAGUGAUUUACAGAGAGAGAGAAAUAAGGAUACCCAAGAGAUGAACGAAAAAUAUGACUUCGAUUUUCAGGAAGGAAAACCGUUAAAAGGAACUAAAUACGAAUGGGUUGAAGUAAAUGAGCCUCCGAAAGAGAGUGAGGAGCAACCGAAAAGCAGUGGUGUCAGUGAAACGGGAAACAAGGAAAUAACUAGGAAGAACCCGGUCGAAGAACAAUUACAGGAUCAUAAAACGCCAUCAAAGAAACUCUAAUGAUUCGUACAUUGACGAGGAAUUAAUUGCUGCUCACAAAACCUCAAGACUGGUGCCGAAAUCACGCGAAAGUUUCCGACUUCGAGGUGUUUACCAAAUCACCGGUUUCCGAGAUGUCAAAAUUUAUGCACCCGUGACCUCGUCGUGGUGAAGAUAUUCAACCUGUAGGCAGCAACGGAUGUAUGUGAAUAUCAUACAUUGCUUUUUAAUUUUGUGAUUAUUCACUCAACGAAACUUUAGUGACUCCUCGUAACUUUAAUUCAUACCCGGGGUUUAUUUUAUUUAUUUUUAUGUGUGGAGCUGUGAGCGACAAAUAAGUGCCAAAGCAAAGCAGGAGCGGAACCUUCGCUGAUUUAUUAACUCCUUUCAGUUUCUGUAAAGAGUGUCAAGACCCCGUGACGGCAUGGAAGAACUUUGAUUUGCAUACUUGUACAAAAUAUAGGAACACAUUAUGAGAUUAUAGACUGAACUGUUAACUGUAAAUAUGUACAGCAAUUUAACACGUCUUGAGUCUAGAUGGGCUCCAGGUUGAGCUUAAUAUUUGUCUUAUCUUGUAGAAAUUAAAUUGAGUCAUCAGUGGUCGAUUGUGUCAAGGUGUUAAUUAUUUUUUGAAGAAAUCAUCAAGAUGUUAUCAUUUUCCUCUUCCGGCUAUCGCAGUUGAUUUUUUGCCGUAAUAAAACAUCAUUUAUUAUUGCAUCGCGAAUGACCAGAGUUCCCAAGCGGAAAUGGGGCAAAAAAUAUACUGUUCUGUUUCCUAUCUUAACUCUCUUUAAGUGCCCUUACAGUAAAGGGCUACUCUGGGGUGAUAAUACAUUGAAAGCGGAUUUAUUCCACUGAAAGCGCGAAUGAUUUUAAUUUCCUGUCAAAAAUAUUUAGUCACGCCAGUAGUAGUCACGCUAUUCGUCACGCGACGAACGAGGAGACUUGGAGACUAAGCCUAACGCGCGCAUCAGUCGCGUGUCCUGCAUUGUACGCAGUUUGAAGAAUUGAUCAAAGCUUCUUUUUCGGAAGCGUAAUCUCAAGUUUUCUUUAAAUCGCUACGCUCAGUUGCAGCUGUCAAGGACUCAAGAAAUGAUGAAAAACUGGGCAGUUAUAACAGGUGCAGGGACAGGAAUUGGUGCGGCCUUGGCCAAGGAGUUGUCUUCUCAUAAUUUGCACAUACUUGCUGUAGGACGCAGGCUUCAGCGUUUACUGGAAACCCAACAGUAUGCCCCUGACAACAUUCAUCCGCUUGCUGUUGACAUAGCAACCACUGAAGGUCAGAGGGAAAUACUGGAUUUUAUACCAGAGAGUGACGCAGUAAAAUAUUUGGUACAGAAUGCUGCAGUGGGAGUUCCAUCGCGACUCCAGGAUAUUCAACGCGAUGAAUUUGAAUAUGCAUUUGCAGUAAAUGUUACCGCACCACUCAUGUUAGCUAAAGGGUUUUUUGCAAGGCUUAACAGCAACCAUGGACGGAUAAUUCACUUAGGGACGGGGGUUGCCUCAACGCCGCAGCUUGGUACAAUCACUUAUGGCAUCACCAAGAUGGCCUUUCAAAGACUUUACCAGCAACUUUUGGUUGAAUUUGAGGGAUCGCAAGUUAAAAUUGCCGAAGUUCUCCCCGGAGUGGUUGACACUGAAGGCUUGUGGGAACACAUCAAGUUAGCCAAAGAACAUCAGUUGCCUCAUGUGUCGUACUUUGCCAAAGUUGAAAAGGAAGGAAAAAUUUUCAGCACAGAACUUGCAGCUAAGUUUUUGAAAUUUGUGUUAGUGGACACAGCAGAUGAAGAAUUCUCCAACGUGUGGAACAUCCAUGAUAGCAAACACUGGCAACAUUGGAAAAUGAUUUAAUUAGUGAUUUUGAUGCAGACAGCUAUGCAUUGCAAAAUUACUGUGUUUUCACAACAGUUCCUAACUUGGGAAUGGUACCAUGGAGGAAAAAACUCUUAAAACUAAGGAGACACCACAUGUCAAAGGUAAAAUGUACUGUAGUUCACUAUUAAUACUAGAAAAGAGUGGUAGACAUUGUCCAGAGCAGGAGUGCAGCGUUAGUGUUUAAUUAACAGUGUUUUGGGAGAUAUGGGAGGCAAACUGAAUGAGAUAAAUAGAUAGAAAAUUAAAAGUUAGUGCACUUGACCUCCGAUUGAGUGGUCAAGGUCAAGCCCUGGCUGGGGACUUUGUGUUGUGUUCUUGGGCAAGACACUUAAUUCUCUCAGUGCCUCUCUCCGCCCAGGUGUAUGAAUGGGUACUGGUGAAUUUAAUGUUGGGGGUAACCCUGCAGUGAACUAGCAUGUCCCAUCUAGUGGGGAGUAGGAUACUCCUAGUCAUGCAGGUGAAAAUGGAGAUAAGUGCUGGCCUGAUGGGCCUCUGUGCUUGUAUUCAGACUUUAUAUAAUGUGACUGUCACAGAGUUUUUCUUGGUGAUUUAUCAUCUUUGAGUACUAGAAAAUUCUGCCAUCUCGUCACCCAAGCACUGGUGAACUGAAACCAUUUUGUGCAAAAUUUUUGUUAAAAUUGAGUGUAAAUUUUCAGUGAAAAAUACUGUCUGGAAGAUUACCACUUACCAAACAGUCUCAAUGUGUACUUCACUGUCUUAUGUUUUGCAUGACAAUGUAUUUUGAUUUUAAAUAAAGGGACAAAUGCA
Orbicella faveolata is the source of this 5600-nucleotide messenger RNA. RefSeq lists its product as uncharacterized. The record is from RefSeq and is a predicted model, not a curated record. NCBI's taxonomy places the organism in Eukaryota, Metazoa, Cnidaria, Anthozoa, Scleractinia, Merulinidae.